This is a messenger RNA of Hansenula ciferrii, 1191 nucleotides long. It is a transcript of the gene RGL1, whose product is annotated as Rgl1p. Gene Ontology annotation, cellular component: division septum. The record is from RefSeq and is a predicted model, not a curated record. The coding region runs from base 1 to 1191 and encodes 396 amino acids. Gene Ontology annotation, biological process: division septum assembly. The transcript has 2 exons. Lineage: Eukaryota; Fungi; Ascomycota; Saccharomycetes; Phaffomycetales; Wickerhamomycetaceae.
AUGGUGCUUCCAGAAUCAUUUGAUAUCAAUCUCAAGCCUUCAAACAAAUCCAUGGUCCAGGGAUGUCCUGGUGUUCCAAAGACAUAUGUGAGUACAGGUAUCCCAGUACCAUUAGAUUCCGUGGAAUUGAAAUUUGUCACUGUUGAUACAUUAAAGAGUAAACCACAUCGAGAUAUUGCACCAUCUUUGAAAAAAAUUAAUUAUGAAACUAAAUACACGAUAAAUGAUCGUGUGAUAUCUGUUGAUAUCCCAUUUAUAAUUGGAAUUAAGAAUGAUAUUGGUCCCACUGCUGAAAGUAUGAAAUUUGGUACUACAACCCAUGCUUUAGAAGUAACUGCAAUUUCUACAGGUGUUAAGAAUAAUAUUAAAACAUUUGAAUUCCCAGUUGUAAUAACAACUUAUGAUACAUUACCACUUUAUAGACAAUUUAAUGAGCCAAUUUCUAGAGUGGUGGAUUCAAGAGAUAAUAAUGUUAUGAUUGAAUAUUCAUUACCUUCAUCUGCUAUAGGACCAGAUGAAGAAUUAGUUGUUAAUACCAAAAUCACUGCAAAUCCAUCAAACAGAAGAAUGAUUGAUAAGAUAAAAUUGAAAAAAAUUACAUUAGAAAUUGUGGAGAUUUUUGAUUGUAGAUGUGAAAGAUCAUUUAUUAAAGAAGCUUUAGUGGCACAAAAACAUCAAGAUUAUGAUAAUUUAUACAUUGGUACAAAAGGUUAUUCAAAUCAAUUUAGUAUAACUUUUAACCCUAAUAGAAUGAAUAAAUAUUCAUUAUUAUUAAAACAACAAGAUCCAAAAUUAUUAAAUAAACAACCACAAGAUUUCCCUACCAAUGAUUUAAAACCUAUAAUAAUUGAACAUCAACCAAAUCCAAUCCCCUUAACUCAUCAUCAACCAUUAACUAAAAGAUCAAAUUAUUUUAGUACAUAUUAUGAAUUAAGAGUUAAAUGUAAAUUCUCACAUGCAAAAGAUACAGAAAUUCAACAACCUAUUACAAUAGCACCAUUUGAUCGUGUUAAAAGUAUUAAAUUAUUAAAAUGGAUCUUGAAAGAAUCUGAAAUGGCUAAUGAAUUUUUAAAAAAAAUUGAGAAUGAAUUAGGUAAGAUCUCAUAUGAUAAUAAAUAUGAUACUUUAGUUUAUCCUCAAAGAAAGAUGUUAAAAAUGAGAUCAAAAGAUGAUAGAGAAGCGUUCAAUUGA